This is a messenger RNA of Musca domestica (house fly), 2500 nucleotides long. RefSeq names its product pancreatic triacylglycerol lipase (gene sxe2). Bases 1109 to 2248 code for a protein of 379 amino acids. The transcript has 3 exons. Gene Ontology annotation, biological process: lipid metabolic process. Lineage: Eukaryota; Metazoa; Arthropoda; Insecta; Diptera; Muscidae. Gene Ontology annotation, molecular function: lipase activity. The record is from RefSeq and is a predicted model, not a curated record.
UUAUAUUAUUAGGAAAUAUUUGAAUCUUCGAGAACAAUGGGACCAUACAGCCAAUCUUUUUUAUAAAUCAUUCAUAUAGCACGGGCAAUGUUCUAUUUUUUCUGGUACUAUUAUUUUUGCCAUAACUGUGUGUGUGUGUUCACGCAACACGUUUCCCAGCAAUUAUGUUUAGGAUAUACGUUUUGCUACAGUAUGACUAAGAUGCUCAUUUUAAUCAGGAAUGCCCUUUUUCUGCUUGCCUCGUUUCUAGUUCUGUCCCGUUGUGAAAUGUUAACAAAUUAUAAACAAUGCUGUUGGCAACUGCGACCUGAAAAACCAGUAGCCGCCUGAUUGUUUGUUCUUUCGCCAAUUACAAGCGCAGUUCUGAUAAUGGCCGAGAUGAUUUUUGCAAUUCGUAUGCAACUUAACGCCAUUCUUAAGACCACAUAACACAAUGAGUAGUGUUGACUACUAUUCAUCAGGCAAUUGUUUCCAGAAACUGCUGGCAACAACUGUAAAAGUGUGAUUUAAUUGCCGCAUAACGACCUCUACAGAAUGCAAUGACAUUUAUACGACCAGCCCCUCAUCACACAGCGUUAUCGCAACAAUCAUUGCCAGAUUUCAAACACAUGCAUAAAAACGUGGAUUGAUUCUAAACUAUCGCCAUGUUCGCAGAAGUUGCAAAUCAGUAUCUACAUCAUGUCAGUAGAAGACUUCGGCUAGUUUUAAGGUUGUGGGACAUGCCGUAGAAUCAUACUCAAAAUUAUACAUACGACUAUGUAUGUUCCAAUGUGUGUUUCUUUUCUCCAUUGGUUGCAAUGCGUCAACGAUCUCUCUUGCCACUGCUUAAUGGUUGUCGAUUGGCUGUCCAGCAGUCAAAAAAAAAAAAAACUGCAGCGAUCGAGUCGGUUCAGUGGACCGCCACAUUGCUCAUACGUGCUGUGUGAGAUUCAAACGAGUUGUUGAAUAAAUCUCAGUCAUGUUCUUUUAACUAAUGGGAAGCCUUUAGAACCAACCGCAUUUGUUGUCGGUACGCGUAACGUAUUGGUUGUUAGUUUGCCCUGCCGCACGACAAGCCACCAAGUAACAAAUUAGGAAAAAGCAGCAUUUGGAAAUCGUAGCAAAAACCAUGAGUAUUUUCAAUUGGAGAAUUGUGUUGUUCCAAAUCUUAUGGUAUUUGAGUGGUUCAAAUGCUGGUGUAAGUCUCUCCUAUCGUCCCGGUCAAUGUGACAUUUCUAUAUUCAGUGUCGUUCAGGAUAUGCUACGUAAUGAGGUAAGAGCAUUACUCAAUCCCCGUCUUCGAUACUUGGCAAGUCAACAAAUGCACUAUGACCUGUACACAUCGCUGAAUCCCAAUGAACGGCAUAUUCUUCGCACAGGGGAUGUUAAGGCAUUGCGACGCUCACACUUCAAUCCCAAAUGGCCACUAAGAGUAUCAAUCCAUGGUUGGGCUGGCAAAAGCACCUCUUGUUCAAAUGCCGCCAUCAAAGAUGCCUAUUUGUCCAGGGGAAAAUUUAACGUCAUUCUUGUGGAUUGGAGUGAUAUUUCACAUGACAUUAGCUAUCCACGCAUAUCGCAACAAUUUUCCGAAAUUGCCGCCCAUGUCGGCAAAUUUAUUCGUUUUUUGCAGAAGGAAACCGGCAUUGAGUGGAGCAACAUUUACUUAAUUGGGCACAGCGCUGGUGGUCACAUAUCGGGUUUAACGGGCAAACUAUUGAAACCACAGCAAAUUGGUGCAAUAGUGGCAUUAGACCCAGCUGGCCUUGCACAACUCGGCUUGCCAGCAGAUUUUCGUUUGGCCCCCGACGACGCCGCCUAUGUCGAGAGCAUACACACAGAUACAACACAUUUGGGCAAUCCGAGCAUUGAACUCAGUCAUGCAUCGUUCUUUCCCAAUUGGGGUCAAGGCCAGCCACAUUGUCCAAAUGCAACGGCAGCCGAAUUUGAUUUUGCUUGCGAUCACUUUGCAGCCUUGUAUUUUUUCGCUGAGUCUGUGCGCAAACCAAAACUGUUUGGGGCGAUGCAAGCGGUGCCAGCAUCGUGUGUGAAGCACCACAAUUGUACAUGUCGCGAAACGGGGUCAAACGAAUGCACGGCCGACGUUUACAUGGGCGGAGAGCCUCUGAUGCCCAAACGCGGCAUUUAUUAUUUAAGUACGCGACGGAGUCCUCCCUUUGGUUUGGGCAAUUCUGUGCGAGUUCGAGCCUCGAUAAAGCCGAAUUUCUUAGAAAGCAGUGUUCUACCAACACAGAUAUUCUUUAAAGGUUAAUCAUAUCCCGUCGAACAGUUACGAUCGUUCGACCAAAGCCAGAGGUUCAAAUUAAAUUUAAUUUUUUUAGACAUAGACACAAAACUUACAUGGAACUUUGUUGUCAUGUAGUAACAAAUAAAUCCUUAACAAGUUCUCAAGUGGUUUUUAAUUACUCGGCUUAACAGCAAAACCCACAGUCUAAAUCCUAUACUAAAAUGUUUAAAGUGACUCAAUUAAAUCACAAACAAUUUAUAUUGUCUGCCACAUCAU